Messenger RNA from Populus trichocarpa (black cottonwood), 2019 nucleotides. Its product is annotated as transcription factor MYBS3. Gene Ontology annotation, biological process: response to auxin; response to ethylene; response to gibberellin. The transcript has 3 exons. The record is from RefSeq and is a predicted model, not a curated record. Bases 115 to 1230 code for a protein of 371 amino acids. Gene Ontology annotation, molecular function: DNA binding. Lineage: Eukaryota; Viridiplantae; Streptophyta; Magnoliopsida; Malpighiales; Salicaceae.
AAUUUCCGAAACACCCUCUCCCUCACACACAUCCAAACGAAGAGAGAUUGAACUAUCCAUUCAAUUUUAUCCAACUCAGUUUUAUUAGGUGUUGAUUCCGCCGAGACACUCACCAUGACUCGGCGGUGUUCGCAUUGCAGCAACAACGGCCACAACUCUCGAACCUGUCCCACGCGCUCCUCUCUUGCGUCUUCGUCUUCUUCUCCGUUAUCUGGAGUCAAGCUCUUUGGCGUCAGGCUCACCGAUGGGUCAAUUAUUAAAAAGAGUGCCAGCAUGGGAAACUUGUCGGCGCACUACCAUUCCUCUUCAUCAGCCGCCGCGUCACCUAAUCCUGACUCUCCUGUAUCUGAUCGCGUCCAUGAUGACGGCUAUUUGUCCGAUGACCCCGCUGCCCAUGCUAGCUGCUCUACCAGUCGACGCGGAGACAGGAAAAAAGGUGUCCCGUGGACUGAAGAGGAGCAUCGGCUGUUCUUAAUAGGUCUACAGAAAUUGGGAAAAGGAGAUUGGCGUGGAAUAGCUCGAAACUUUGUGGUAUCUAGGACUCCCACUCAGGUAGCAAGCCAUGCUCAGAAAUUUUUCAUCCGCCAGAGCAAUGCCACUCGGAGAAAGAGACGGUCCAGCCUUUUUGAUAUGGUUCCAGAAAUGGCAACAGAUCCACAGCCAGUUCCAGAAGAACAAGAGUUGCCAUCUUCUCAGGCAGGAGAUGAUGAUAAUGUAGAUGCACUACCCUCAUUGAAUCUCUCUCUCAAGCCAGAAUUUGAACCCAUGGAUACUGAAUCUCAAGAACUAGUCAAGGAACGUGAUAAAACUGUGAUGGGGUUUAGUGAAUUCAAACCAUCUGUUCCUAGUUCAAGUGAAUUUGUCCCAAUAGUUUCAGGGUCGAAUGAAUUCACAGCAGUUCCUGGAUUUUUCCCAGCUUACAUGCCAGUUCCUUAUCCGUAUUGGGCUCCAAAUACCACACCCUUUGAAGAAGGUAAGGGUGCAGCAACAUCACAUCACGAGGUCCUAAAGCCAGUUCCAAGCAUUCUCAAGGAGCCUUUCAAUGUAGAUGAACUGGUUGGCAUGUCUCAUCUCAGUCUAGGAGAGAUUGAGAGACGCCACAGGGAGCCUUCACCGCUCUCCCUGAAACUAAUUGGGGAGGCACCAAGGCAGUCCGCAUUUCAUGCAAGUGCUCCAGCCAGUGGAUCAGAUUUAAGUAAUGGCAAGGCUAGUCCCAUCCAAGCAGUUUGAAUUCAUAUUUUAUGUCAUGCUCUUAUAACAUAGGGUAACCAUGAUCGGGUUUGAUAUAUGUUAUAUUAUUCUUUCUAAUUGUAAACAUCUAGAAGUAUACAUAAUUGAAUGGGUAGAGUCAACAUGUUGCCUAUUUACCCUCUAGUCCUUUAACAUGUCAGCUUGAGCAUAGAUUAUUCUUACCUUGGCACUGUGCAUCUGUUACUGCAUGCAUUCCAGAUUUUCAGUAGGUUGAUGAAUUUGGAAGCUUCCAUUUGACUUGGAGAUGUAAUAGGGAUAUUGUUAAAUCCCAAAAUUCUCAAUCAUUGAAAACUGAAGUGCGCAUUGCUGUGAUUUCAGGUGGCACCAAAAGGUUGAACUCUUAGAGCCAUCUUUAGUUGAUGAUCUAUGACCUCUCUCUCUCUCUCGGCAAAUGUAGCAUUUAGGAGGCAAGUCUGAUCCAAACCAUGAUAGCUCCUUUGUGGCAAUGCUUGCAUCCGUCUUCUCUAGGGCUGUUUGUCCUCGCCGCAGCUGCCUGCCUGCCUGCCUAGGCAACAGCAUAAAGACAAUGCUUGUGCAUUCCUCCGGACAUGACGUAUAAACCGGUGACGCUGCCACCAAGUAUGCCUAAAUCCUGUAUCUAACAAGAACUGGGUUUCUAUCCUUGAGCUACCAAAUUGUAAAUAUAGCUCUCCUUAAAAUAACGACGCUGGGUUGUUUUCCACUAGGUACAACCAUACAAGCCACUGUAAGUUCUAUCUCUGUAUUUGCUCAUUGGCCCAUUAGAUUUAAUCUCUCAAUUUUAUCCAA